Molecule: messenger RNA, 2083 nt
Organism: Ipomoea triloba (trilobed morning glory)
Lineage: Eukaryota; Viridiplantae; Streptophyta; Magnoliopsida; Solanales; Convolvulaceae
Product: exocyst complex component EXO70A1-like
Exons: 11
Coding region: 9-1925 (638 amino acids)
Biological process (GO): exocytosis
Cellular component (GO): exocyst
Molecular function (GO): phosphatidylinositol-4,5-bisphosphate binding
Source: RefSeq, a predicted model, not a curated record
AGGCAGCAAUGGCGGUUAAUCCGGAGGUAGCGAUGGAAAUCCUCAAGCAGAGGGCGUCGUUCAUGAGGGAUUCGCUGCACAAGAGCCAAACCAUCACCGAUAGCAUGGUCACCAUUCUCGGAUCAUUCGACCACCGCCUCUCCGCGCUCGAAACCGCCAUGCGCCCCACUCAGAUACGAACGCAUUCAAUUAGAAGAGCACACGAGAACAUUGACAAGACACUCAAGGCUACUGAGCUUAUUUUAAGUCAAUUUGAUCUUGCACGGCAGGCAGAGGCAAAGAUACUGAGAGGGCCACAUGAGUAUUUGGAAAGUUAUCUGGAGGCAUGUGAUCAGUUGAGGGGUGUAAUUAAAUUUUUUGGUAGUAACAAAAACUUUAAGGGUGGUGUAUCGGUGAUUUCCCAUGCCACUACUUUGCUUAACAAGUCUGUUGGUAAACUAGAAGAGGAGUUUCGUCAGCUCCUUAGCUCAUACAGCAAACCGGUGGAACCGGAUCGUCUUUUUGACGGUUUGCCUCAAUCUCUACGUCCAUCAACUGGUCCUGAUGCUGGCUCGAAACAGCAGCAACAAAAGAGUUUAGAAACUGCUGUUUACCAUCCUCCAGCUCUUAUUCCACCAAGAGUUCUGCCACUUCUACAUGCAUUGUCCCAACAACUGAUUCAAGCUGGCCACCACCAGGAAGUGUUUAAUAUUUACAGAGAUGUCCGAGCUUCAUCUGUGGAGCAGAGUCUCAGAAAACUAGGAGUGGAAAGAGUGACUAAAGAAGAUGUACAAAAGAUGCAAUGGGAAGUUUUAGAAGCAAAGAUUGGAAACUGGAUCCAUUACAUGAGGAUUGCAGUCAAGCUUUUAUUUCCUGCAGAGAAAAAAGUAUCUGAUCAAGUUUUUGAAGGUUACGAUUCUAUUAGAGAUCAAUGUUUUGCAGAUGUUACCGCAAAUAGUGUAUCUGUCCUCCUUAGUUUUGGUGAGGCUAUUGCAAAAAGCAAAAGAUCUCCUGAAAAGCUAUUUGUCCUAUUGGACAUGUAUGAAAUAAUGAGAGAAAUUCAAACAGAGAUGGAUAUAAUUUUUGGAAACAAAUAUUGUGCUGAAAUGCGAGAAGCUACUAUGGUUUUGACGAAGCGCUUGGCUGAGACUUCUCAAGAGACAUUCGUGGACUUUGAAGAAGCAGUGGAGAAAGAUGCCACAAAAACUACUGUUCAAGAUGGAACUGUCCAUCCUCUAACAAGCUAUGUGAUCAAUUAUGUAAAGUUUUUAUUUGACUAUCAAUCGACUUUGAAACUACUAUUCCGAGAGUUUGAUGACACUGAUGCAGAUGUCCAAAUGGCAUCCAUAACAACACGAAUUAUUCAAGCACUCAUGACUAAUCUGGAUGGGAAAUCUAAGCAAUACAAAGACGCUGCAUUGACUCAAUUAUUUAUGAUGAACAAUAUACACUACAUUGUAAGAUCUGUCCGCAGGUCAGAAGCUAAAGAUUUGUUAGGCGACGAUUGGGUGCAGAUACAUAGAAGGAUAGUCCAGCAGCAUGCAAAUCAGUACAAGAGGCUCUCUUGGUCUAAGAUUCUUCAGUGUCUAUCCAUUCAGGGAGUUACCCCGGGGAACAGUUCGUUCAUAAUUGAUGCUCCCCCGGUUAGCAGCAAUGUGUCAAGGGCGACGGUGAAAGACAGGUACAAGACGUUCAACGUCCUGUUUGAAGAACUUCAUCAAAGGCAAUCGCAAUGGACAGUUCCGGACAGCGAGUUGCGCGAGUCGUUGAGGCUGGCAGUUGCUGAAGUUCUCUUGCCUGCUUAUAGAUCUUUCAUUAAGCGUUAUGGGCCUAUGAUUGAGAAUGGCAAGAAUCCCUCGAAGUACAUCCGCUUCACUCCUGAGGACCUUGAGAGGAUGCUGUCUGAGUUUUUUGAAGGAAAAACGUGGAAUGAGCAAAGACGAUAAGAUCAAUUGCGGAUAUCAAGCAGUAGUUUUGCCUAGAUCGAGCUUCAAUUCUGUUCUCAUAUUAUUAUUAUUAUUUAAAUUUAAAAGUAUAUGAAUAAUGCAUUUUGAUGCCUCAUUAAAUGCUGUAUCAAUACCAUACCCCUUUCUUUGGUAUGUAA